AUGUCACCUAUCGCUAUAAAUGACGCUAUCAAAGAAGAGUUGCGCACCCCAAAGGCUCCUCUCAAGGCCAGCGCAGAGCCGGAAUCGAUGCAACCAACGGUCUCACCCACUAUUGAUGAGCCUUUUUCCGGACGAAAUCCUGAUGGUUCUUACAAGGUGCUGAAUCAGCCUCUUGGAAUGAGGCGGAAGCUGAGAGUGGUAUGUGUGGGGGCCGGCGCUAGUGGAAUCAAUAUGGCGUACAAAAUCCAAUCACAUAUGAAAGACGUCGAAUUUGUGACAUAUGACAAAAACCAAGAUGUCGGCGGGACUUGGUACGAAAACCGAUAUCCUGGUGUCGCGUGCGAUACCAACAGCCAUGGAUAUGCUUUCACCUAUCAUCUGAAACCAGAUUGGACGGCGGUGUUCUCCCCAGGUGGCGAAAUUGAGGAAUAUAUGCGAGAUGUUGUGAGGUCAUAUGGCCUCUCAAAAUACAUCAAACUGAACCACCAGGUACUGGGUGCGACCUGGGAUGCUGCAAAGGCUAAAUGGUAUGUUCGUGUUCGAAAAGGAGAUGAUCCAGCUACGGACUUUACCGAUACAUGUGAUAUUUUUAUCAAUGCUUCGGGGCUGCUCAACCAUUGGAAGAUGCCUAAUAUACCUGGAAUAAGCAAUUUCAAAGGUGCCGUGGUACAUACUGCUGCAUGGCCUGAGGAUCUGGAUUUAAAGGGUAAAAGAGUGGCUUUGAUUGGAAUUGGAUCAAGUGCAAUUCAAGUGCUACCUCAAAUCCAACCCCUAGUCGAAAGCUGUUCGAUAUUCAUCCGUUCUCCAACUUGGAUAGCUCCUGCCAGGGAAGGUGAAUUACUGACCCCCGAAGCAAUUCAACGGUAUCGCGAUCAUCCGGAAGAGCACCUGGAAUACUGUCGAGAUCUCGAAUCUUUGGCGAAUAAGAGAUUUGGUUACAUUACCAAGGGAAGUGAGGAUCAGAAGAACCUGUACGAAGCAUGGAGCACACAUAUGCAAAAUGGGUUGAAGAGUCGUCCGGAAUACUACGACAAGUUACAUCCAUCGUUUGGUGUCGGAUGUAGACGUCCCACACCUGGACCGGGGUUCUUGGAGGCGCUCACGCAGUCAAACGUGGAAGCUGUCUUUUCAGGGGUGGACCAUAUCGAUGAGACUGGCUUGACAACAUCGGACGGAGAUCGAAGGGAGUUUGAUGUCAUAAUCUGUGCGACCGGUUUUGACGUUUCUUUCAAGCCCCGAUUUGAAGUUCUUGGACGAGAUUCAAUCAAUUUGCAAGAACAAUGGGCAGAAUGUCCAAGAGCCUAUCUUUCAAUGUUUGCUGUAAACUUUCCAAACUACUUCACUAUCUUAGGUCCAGGAGCGCCUUCUGCUCAAGGAUCAAUUAUAGUUUCUAUAGAAAGGAUCUCAGAUUAUAUAAUAAAGUUCCUGGAUCGAUUCCAACACGAAGCUAUCAAAACGUUUGAGGUUGACGCUCAGGCCGUAGAGGAAUUGGCAGAACAUAUGGAAGAACAGCUGAAAUUGACUGUCUGGACGGAUAACUGUUCAUCUUGGUUUAAAAAUGGUACUUCUUCUGGACCAGUCAUUGCUCUUCAUCCGGGUGGAAGACUGCACUUCUUUAGCUUGUUGAUGGAUCCUCGAUAUGAGGAUUUCAAAUAUACCUAUUGGAACAAAAACCGAUAUGCAUAUUGGGGCAAUGGUUACACACUUAGAGAAGUAGAGGGACGCAACGAUACUUGGUACUUACAAUACGCAGACGGACUAGACUUGUUCAAGUAUUGA
Kwoniella shivajii is the source of this 1779-nucleotide messenger RNA. RefSeq lists its product as uncharacterized. The record is from RefSeq and is a predicted model, not a curated record. The transcript has 10 exons. Lineage: Eukaryota; Fungi; Basidiomycota; Tremellomycetes; Tremellales; Cryptococcaceae. The coding region runs from base 1 to 1779 and encodes 592 amino acids. Gene Ontology annotation, molecular function: NADP binding; N,N-dimethylaniline monooxygenase activity; flavin adenine dinucleotide binding.